Molecule: messenger RNA, 1101 nt
Organism: Rasamsonia emersonii CBS 393.64
Lineage: Eukaryota; Fungi; Ascomycota; Eurotiomycetes; Eurotiales; Trichocomaceae
Product: C2H2 conidiation transcription factor FlbC
Exons: 3
Coding region: 1-1101 (366 amino acids)
Cellular component (GO): nucleus
Source: RefSeq, a predicted model, not a curated record
AUGACGAUGGUCAUUGAGAAUCAGAACCGCCAAUACGGCGGUAUGGGCUUCGAUCACGUCUACCAGAGCAACAUGCACCACCAGAACCACUCGCCGCAGUUCACCGAUCCAUGGGCGCAUACCUCCUCCCACUCGAACCCUCCGGUCUACUCGACCACGUCCAUGGGCAGCAAUCAGUUGGGGUUGAACCCCGUCAAGCACGACGACGUGACCCGGCCCGCCGCCAUCUCUCUGCCGUACUCCAGCAUCCCCGUUUCUGCGCCCUCGCUGGUGACCGGGAACAACUACUCGACGGCCGGUUAUGGAGGAUCGGAGAUGUUGAACAUGCAGCACGAAAUGCCUCGAUCGACGUUUGAGCAGCAGCCAACGCCGUCGUACACGACCGCAGCCCCUAUCACCGCGUUCACCCCCGCCAACUACCCGUCCAUGAACUACACGCAGUCUCUUCAUCAUCAGCAAUCACAUCAGGAUAGAACAAGGCUAGCUCACCCGAGCGAACCUCGUGUCACUCAACCCUCGACCCAGCAGACGGCCACAUAUGGGGACGCCAUUGACGCCAGUCGCGGAAUGGUUGCUUUGAGCCAGGAUCUGACGCCUCGAAAUAUCUAUGCGCCGCGUACCGCGAGGAGUUCGGCCGAGUCUUACGGUUUUCCUUCCACCCACUCGUCGAUUUCGUCCAUCUCCUCUGCGGGCAAUUACCCUUACUACAGCGCGUCUGUCGCAUCUGUCGACUCGUCUGUUACCGACUACAGCUCCACGACCUCGGAAUCUUUCGACCAGCUGCCAUCGCGAACCUUGCCACGACCCACUGGUCUCAUGGCUGGAAGCGCUCCACCCGGACCCCAGUCGAUGAUGAGCCAGUUCAGCUCGAAGAUGCCAUCUAACACGCAGAAAAAGCAUAAAUGCAAGGUGUGCGACAAACGUUUUACGCGUCCGUCGUCCUUGCAGACACACAUGUACAGCCAUACUGGCGAGAAACCCUUUGCAUGUGAUGUCGAAGGUUGUGGCCGGCAUUUCUCCGUGGUUUCCAACCUCCGUCGACACAAGAAAGUCCACAAGGGCGAGAAAGAGAAUAAUGGAUCCGGUGAAGAGGAAGAAUAA